Messenger RNA from Alnus glutinosa, 1214 nucleotides. Its product is annotated as CASP-like protein 4D1. Lineage: Eukaryota; Viridiplantae; Streptophyta; Magnoliopsida; Fagales; Betulaceae. The record is from RefSeq and is a predicted model, not a curated record. Bases 80 to 592 code for a protein of 170 amino acids. The transcript has 3 exons.
CAAAACACAAGCAAAGCAAGGUUGUCUGUCUAUAAAUACAGAUUGAUUGUCCGAAUUAUUCUUAACUAGUUGAUCAAAGAUGGCUUUAUCGGCUUCUAAGGCCACUCUUUUACUGAGGGUCCUUUCUGUAGCUUUCCAAUUAGCAUCAAUUAUACUUCUUAUUACCAAUAAGAAGACGGCCUCCAACAACAACGGCAAAUUCGGCCCUAAGACUUUAACUACCUACAGAUACAUGUUUGGUACUAAUGUCAUUGGCGGUGGAUAUAACCUCUUGCAAAUAGUUUCAUUUUUAAUCUUCCGGAUCUUGAUGAACAACGAUGAUAGCUACGUAUACUGCCUUAUUGAAUUUUAUGGUGACAAGGCUAUAUCAUAUCUUUUAGCCACAGGGUCAGCUGCAGGAUUUGGUGCUACAAGAGAUUUGAAGAAAUUCUUGGGAGAAGCAUAUAACAUCGAACAUUUUUUCGAUAUGGGAUAUGCAUCAGCUAUCCUCCUCUUCCUCGCUUUCUUGUGCACUGCAAUAUUGUCAAUUUUGUCUUCCUAUUCAUUUCUAAAGAAAGUUCACCUGUUCGUAUCACAUCCCAAUCCCAAUUAAGGGACUAAUUAAGGCAAUGAUCAUUCUGUGCUCUCCAGUACGUGGGUAGAAUGAUUUUUAAACUCGAUCUUCAGCAAAUCCAGAGCACUCAAAAGGAAAUUUCAUUAAUUCUAGCCAGCUAGACAGCUUUGUUUCAACCAAACCCUUAACCCACAUCGAUCACCUCAAAAACAAUCUUAUUAACCACUCAAUGUGCCACGUGGCACUUGUUUUAAAAUCUUGAUAUGACCCAUCUUGGCUAAUGGCUACUGAUUACUUUUGACCUUCUACAUUUUGAUCGACAUCAUCUUAAAAAAAAAAAUGAAAAAAAUGAAAAGAAAAAAUAGUGAGCUUGGAAAACUCAGUUCUUAACUUGUCGCCGGAGAAAGAGUUCUCUAAGGGAUGAGUCUACCUGAUUAACUUUGGGUGCAAUCUUAAUAGAAACUUCCGGGAAUAUAACAUUGGAAAUAUUGAUGAGAGAGAUCAAGGGCUUACAAGUCUUUCAGGCAAGAGCUCUUAUAUAUGAUCCAAAUCAUCCGGCUCUCGAUGAUCCAGUGAAAUGGCAUGCAAAUGGCACUGCAGCACUAGACAGAAACUUUUCAUGCAAAAGAGGGAGGUUGUCGGCUGACUUAUGGCUUGAGAA